This is a messenger RNA of Hippoglossus stenolepis (Pacific halibut), 3483 nucleotides long. RefSeq names its product cylindromatosis (turban tumor syndrome), like (gene cyldl). NCBI's taxonomy places the organism in Eukaryota, Metazoa, Chordata, Actinopteri, Pleuronectiformes, Pleuronectidae. Gene Ontology annotation, molecular function: cysteine-type deubiquitinase activity; K63-linked deubiquitinase activity. The record is from RefSeq and is a predicted model, not a curated record. The transcript has 15 exons. Gene Ontology annotation, cellular component: cytosol. Gene Ontology annotation, biological process: protein K63-linked deubiquitination. Bases 650 to 2944 code for a protein of 764 amino acids.
CCUCCAUGUUUACGCCGGAACUGAAACGUCAUCAAUCCGCGGCUGCUCCUAAUGACGCACUUUGUACCGUCCAAUCAGAGAGCAGCAACAGCGCGAGGGCAGUGGAACCCCCGGUUUUGUCUCGCAGGAUGAAACCUCAGUCGCACAGAUGAUUGACAUGUUGUACAGGCUCUUUGAUCAGGAGCCCAGCUGAUGUAUUUACAUGAUUUGUGACUUUUCUCCGCUAUUUAUUCAUUAAGUUGAUGAAGUUGUUUUUUUCUGUUUGCAGUUGUGUUCUUACUUCGCAGUGCGUUGAGCUCUGUCGGCCACCGUAAAAAACCAGUGUAAGCCUGUCAGACCGGCUUGAGGGUUUAAACCCUCCUCUUUGAACCAGGACGUGCAGCAGAAAUCAGCUGUUCUGACAAACUGCUCCUUCUGAACAAGAUGACAACACAUCUGUGUUAGAGGAACAUCUGGCUGCUCUGCACCCCCCCCCCACACACCGUGACUUCACUGGGAUUCCCCAGGCAUGAAGAGCGAGCUGAGCUGGACAGAGAUGAGGAAGUGAAAGUGAAACUGAUCCGGGACUCGAACCAGAAAAAGAAACUUACAAACAAACUGAACCAGUGAAGGACCCUGACACCCUGUUAUACCUCCGGGCCUCAGCAGCAUGACAUCACCAGCCAACCAUUACUUUAUCAUAACAGAAAAACCUGAAUAUUACUCACACAUCAAUCCUGGCGACAUAUGUUACAUCUCUGAACACAGUUACAAAAGACAUAGCUCUUCUUCUAAGUUGCCGGUCUUCCUCUUCAGUAGAUCUUCGUGCUUAGAUUAUGACAUAGACAGGAAAUACUUGUCGGCUCUGCCGGUGAAGAGUGCCGAGCUGCUGCUGGCCCUGCCGGAUGAUGCCGAGCGGCUGAAGUGGUUCAGGGAGGGAGCUGCUCUCCCAACAGCACUCGGACUCACGUUGGGCACUGCAGUGAUCGUGCAGGCAGGAGAAGAGGAGCUGAGGGGCAGCAUCCGCUACAUCGGAAGACUCACAAAAUCUAAAAAUCCUUUAUCAGCAACUUUCUUUGGGAUUGAACUACAGGGAGCAGACAGAGGGCAAGGCGACACCGAUGGGUCCCACCAGCGUGAAACCUUGUUCUCAUGUGCAAAAGAUUGUGGCGUUUUUGUCCCGUUCUCCAGAGUCAGACCUUUGGUCCCCAGCUCCCUGUCGCCCUCCGGCCCUGAGCCACAGCCCCGGACAGAGGAGCUGUCCUCAGGGGACAGAGUCACGUACUACACCAGUAAUAAAACUGGUCAUGGGAUGGUGGUGGACGUGCUGGAAACGAAGGGAAACCAUUUUGUUCGGAUCUCCACAGACAUGGAUGAAAAUGGGAAGACGGGAGGAGAAGUGAAAGUUCCACUGGAUUGUGUGAUGAAGGGAGAGGUCCCUGCAGAGGCAGAGGGGAUGGACGUCGACGCGCCGCUGGUUGAACAGAACAAGGAUGAUCUGUACCUGAGUCUGACUGUGAACUCUGUGGUGGAGGUGACGCUGGCUAAAGGAAAUUCAUACGGAAUCAUCCGCUGGAUCGGCCUUUUGACUGAUAAACAGCAAAUCAUGGCCGGACUGGAGCUGGAGGAAGACAGAGGAGUGAGUGAUGGCACCUUUAAGAACAAGCGUCACUUCACGUGUCCUCCCAAGAGGGCGCUGUUCGUGAAGCUGAUCUCCUGCCGUCCCGACUCGCGCUUCCAGAGCAAUUCAGCCAAUCGCAGCAAGAAGAUGCUAAAACAGGAUGACACAGAGAGCGUUGGCGAGUUGGAGCUCAGUUCAGUGAAGCUGGAGACGGUUCCUCCAAUCAGCACUGAGCAGGUGAACGAGAUUCUGAUUGGACAAAUGAAAGGGAUCCAAGGCCACUGCAACUCCUGCUACAUGGACGCUGCCCUCUUCAGUCUGUUCUCCUGCUCCUCUGUGCUGGACUCAAUGUUGUUUAAAUCAACUGCACCUCAGGACGCCCCCAUUCAGAAAACACUGCUCCGGGACAUCGUCAACCCGCUCCGCAGUAAGGGCUUCGUGGAAGGGCAGCACAUCAUGAAGCUCCGGCAGCAGCUGCAGAAACACGGCUACAGUGGCUCCUUCACCACGGAUGAGAAGGAUCCAGAGGAGUUCCUCAUCGUCAUCAUGCACAAUAUUCUCUCCCUGGAGCCUCUACUCAAACUCUCGGCGGGCGGUGAAGUGCAGGAGAGUUACUGUUAUCAGAUCUUUCUGGACCAGAACCACAGCCUGGUGCUGCCGACAGUUCAGCAGCUGCUGGAACAUUCCUUCCACAGCGCAGGACUCAAACUGGCCGAGGUUCCGUCCUGCCUCAUCCUCCAGAUGCCUCGAUUUGGAAAGAAAUUCAAGAUGUUUGAAAAAAUCAUUCCCUCUCUGGAGCUGGACAUCACUGACCUGCUCUCUGAAGGUUCUCUGCAGUGCAUGCUAUGUGGAACCGUGGCUGAGGUUCAGUGCACCGACUGUUUUAAAGAUCCUGUUUUCAGUCAGACGGGAUUUAAAGUUUUCUGCAGGACGUGCUCGUCUCAGGUGCACUGUCAUCCUCAGCGGCAGUCCCAUCAGCCGUCGCUUCUGGACAUCCCCAAAGGUUACCUGGGUCGCCUGCCCCCUCAGGCUCUGGCCAGAGACAAGCUGGAGCUGUUCGCCGUGCUCUGCAUCGAGACCAGCCACUACGUGUCCUUCAUCAAACACGGGCCACACUCCGAGGACUGGAUCUUCUUCGACAGCAUGGCGGACAGAGAAGGAGAGACAGACGGCUACAACAUCCCCGAGGUGCGCGCCUGCCCGGAGGUCGGCACUUACCUGGAAAUGUCUCCGACCGAGCUCGCCAGGCAGGUGCCUCGAGACAUGAAGGGCGUGGCCAAGCGUCUGUUCUGUGACGCCUACAUGUACCUGUACCAGAGCACCAGCAUGUGCAUCUAUCGCUGAGACGCCGCUGGAGAAACACUUCUUUGCUUUUUCUGUUCGUGUCCUGAUUGAUUGGUUUGGUUUUUCUUGUGUGAGAUUAAACACCUCAACAUUUUCUGCUUUCGUUUAUCAGAUAUAUACAUUUUUUUUUUUUUAUUAUCCUGGAGACAAAAACUGACAUUAGAAUUUAAAAUAAACAAUUUAAAGAUGAUAGAAUUGACAGUUUGUAUUAAAGUAACUGACCCUGUAACAUGAGGGUUCUGUAAAUCAGUUUUCUCUUGAUAUUUAAUGAUUCACUUAAAAAGUUAUAUUUACAAUUGUUUACAAAAGUGUGAAUGAAAAAGUGAAUCCACCAAAGAUAACAAAUGUAAAUAAUAACAAAUUGUUAAUUUGCUGAACCGUUGUAUUUUCUGUCUUAUGAGGGUUUAUGACGGCGACUGGACCUUUUCAAAAUAAAAUCAUUCCUCUUCCCUGGGAUCCUGAAAAGUUUGAAUUUGACCUCAGGAAACGAAAAGGUGGAUUUUUCCAAGAUAAAUAAUAAAGAUGCAGUUUUGCCUCCA